Spinacia oleracea (spinach) is the source of this 1253-nucleotide messenger RNA. RefSeq lists its product as uncharacterized. The transcript has 2 exons. Bases 7 to 531 code for a protein of 174 amino acids. NCBI's taxonomy places the organism in Eukaryota, Viridiplantae, Streptophyta, Magnoliopsida, Caryophyllales, Amaranthaceae. The record is from RefSeq and is a predicted model, not a curated record.
GUUUUGAUGGUGCCAGAAUUACCAAAGGUUUCAGAAGCUUACAGGCUCUUUGCACAGGAAGAAAGACAUCAAGAAGUUUCUCAUACAAACAACUCUUCAGAACCAGUUGCUUUUGCUGCUGAGAAAAGAAGGUUUGGGGGAGACAAUUGGAAUAAUAGAAACAAAUCACAGGCAACUGGUUAUCAAAGAACAGGUGCUAAUAAUAAGCAAGGGAGAACAGGUGCAAAUUACUUCUGUACCAAUUGUCAAAUUCCAGGGCACAACAUUGAGAGAUGUUUUAAGAUAAUUGGAUAUCCACCUGGUUUUCAGUCUAAAGAACACAGAACUGCUGCAUUAUCUCAUGAUAAUCAUUCUGGUGUUGAACCACCACCAUUGCCAAAACCAGAAGCCACUCCAGCAAUCACAGUAGAUCAGUAUCAGCAGUUGAUGAGCUUAUUAACUAAACAACAACAGAAUGCAGGAGCUGGAACUGUCAAUCAAACUAACAAUCUAGCUAUGAUGGCAGAAAGGGAGUUUGAUUCCUCUUGGUGAUGUCAGUUCUGGACUAUACAAUGUUGGGGAACAAGUACCACCAAAAACAACUUCUGAGCAGUCUCAUACAUGCAACACAGGUUGCUUAUCAGUUGUAGAUAAUGCUAAGUUGUGGCAUCUAAGACUAGGUCAUUUGCCUUUUAGUCAAUUGAAGUUAAUAAUUCCAGAUUGUGAAGUCAAAAGUUGUAUACAAGAUACUAUCUGUCAGGUUUGUCCUGUGUCAAAACAAACCAGACUUAGCUUCCCUCAUAGUAGUAUCAGUACCUUAGCACCUUUUGACUUGAUUCAUAUAGAUGUAUGGGGUCCACAUUCUGUAAAGACUCCUACAGGGUGUAAUCAGUUUCUCACUAUAGUGGAUGACUAUAGUAGAUUCACUUGGAUACAUUUGUUGAGAAAUAAAAAGGAUGUUGUUUCUGUUAUGACUGAUUUUUUAAACAUGGUGAAAACACAAUUUGGUGUCAUGAUUAAGUGUAUAAGAUCAGAUAAUGCCAAAGAGCUGUGUGAAGGUGAUAUUAGGAAAUUGUGUCAACAACAUGGCAUUUUGAGCCAAACAAGCUGUAGUCAUACCCCACAGCAGAAUGGGGUGGUUGAAAGAAAACACAAACAUUUGUUAGAAACUGCUAGAGCCUUAUACAUUCAAUCAAAAGUGCCUGACAGGUUUUGGGGAGAUUGUGUUCUCUGUGCAGCUUACUUGAUUAACAGAAUGCCAUUGAAAGCUAUAG